AUGUUCUGCGCAGUGGACACCCUGGAUGGGCUCUUUGCUUGCGCGGGGGCGGUGGCGGGCGUCAUGCAGGGCUCCUGGCGCCUGGGGAUGAAUACUCUUGACGGGUGUCUGGCUUGUGCUGGCGCGGCUGUGGGUGCCGUGCACGGCACGUGGCACCUGGGCAAGGAGGUGGCUCGCUUGUUGGUUGACGAAGUCACAUCCGCUUCUGGUGUGGGGGGAAAGGAUGCUGUCCUUUCCAUUGCCAUUCCCUCUGGUAUGGAAACCAAUCGCAGUUUAAAUGGUGAUGCCGUGCACAAUGAACAGCCCAGCCAUCUAAAUUCAGAACACCUCCCGGGUGUGGGCACUUCAUCGGAUGAGUCCAUUUCACUUUUGGCAGUCAAGGAACAACUUGAAAGCGUUGAGGCUCGUGGAUUUCAUGGGCCCGUGGGCGGGCUGUUUGUGAAUUCGCUAUCUGAAGGAGGGCAAGGAGGUUGGAUAAAUGGAACUGGUUCACUGGAGCAGGAGGUCCCAAACCUGGAGCACACCUCUCCCGCUGAUGUGCACCAGACUAUGGCCAACCCCUCAGUGGAGGAACCAGCCCCAGUGGGGCAGGGGCUCAUCACAGUGGAAGAGUCAGAUGGCACAUCAUUGUCGUCCGAUUCUUUGAACGAUUCUGCCAUGGGAGCGUUUGUGCCCAGGGCGAUCAUGUUGGGGCCGUCUGGGGAAGUGGUGGAAGGCGCGGCUCUGGCAACGUGCCCCAGGGGUUUCAACGUCACUCUCUUGGGGCCGACACCUUCUGUGCUCAGCUCCCACCCCACAUCUGUUGGUUCUCAUGCAGAGUCGACAUCCCCGGAGUUGGACUCUGUGACGAACGAGGCCGUUGCUGAGCUGCGAUCUCACCCAACUUCCGUGGGCACCCACACUGAGUCAAGUUCCCAGCCGGACUCGUCGGGGAGCCCGCCAUCCAUGCUGGAUGGUCUCACUGCCACCAACUCAGGGGGCCCCGGCGUCAAUGGUGGGGAUGACGACGACGUGCCCCAUGCUGGUGAAGCUGGGCCCGUGGGUCGCCCCAGCCCUCGUUGA
This is a messenger RNA of Ostreobium quekettii, 1062 nucleotides long. NCBI's taxonomy places the organism in Eukaryota, Viridiplantae, Chlorophyta, Ulvophyceae, Bryopsidales, Ostreobiaceae. The record is from the annotation of a GenBank genome assembly.